Messenger RNA from Talaromyces amestolkiae, 1044 nucleotides. RefSeq lists its product as uncharacterized. The record is from RefSeq and is a predicted model, not a curated record. The transcript is spliced from 2 exons. Gene Ontology annotation, molecular function: oxidoreductase activity, acting on the CH-OH group of donors, NAD or NADP as acceptor. NCBI's taxonomy places the organism in Eukaryota, Fungi, Ascomycota, Eurotiomycetes, Eurotiales, Trichocomaceae. The coding region runs from base 1 to 1044 and encodes 347 amino acids.
AUGUCUGAACCAACAGAUAUCCCUGCAGGCUCCACUGUACUUGUCACUGGGGUCAAUGGAUUCGUCGCCUCCCACAUCGCCAAACAGCUUCUACUACGCGGCUUCAAGGUUCGCGGCACUGUGAGAGAUUCUGGACGAACUUCGUGGCUCGCGAAGGAUACUUUCAAAGCUUAUGUCAAGAACGGUGACUUCGAGCUUGUCACUAUCAAAGACUUUACUGCUGCAGAUGUCUAUGAUGAUGCGAUCAAGGGUGUGUCCGCGAUCGCGCAUGUGGCAUCCGUCGUUACAUUUGAUUCUGACCCGAACACCGUUAUACCUCAAACGGUCGAAGCGGCUACCCGGAUCAUGGAGGCAGCAUUGAACGAGCCUUCAGUAAAGGCAUUUGUCUAUACCAGUUCUAUUGUAGCCAGCACCUUCCCUGCGCCGGGGAAUGACACACGCGUAAGUCGGAACACAUGGAAUGACGUGGCUGUAGAGUUGGCCUGGUCUCCUCCACCACAUCCCCCAACUCAAGGCAGCAUUGUCUAUGCGGCAAGCAAGGUUGCAGCGGAGAAGGCUGUAUGGAAAUUUGUCGAUGAGAAGAGGCCCAAAUUCAGAGUCAACUCUGUCAAUCCGGCUAUGAUCAUAGGCGAACCUCUCAACGACAGCCAUCUUCAGACUGUUGGAGCCUGGAUCAAAAAGCUUUGGGACGGUGAUAUAUCCCGGUUGGCUAACUUUUCUGCCACAUACCACAUUGAUGUCAAGGACGUCGCAGUUUUGCACGUGGCCGCUAUCGUAGAUCCCAAGAUCAACAAUGAGCGCCUCCAAGCCUGGGCCGAAAAUUGCAAUUGGAACGACAUGCUUGCCAUCCUGCGCAGGCUGUAUCCACAGCGUCACUUCAUUGAUGACCUCCCUGAUCAACAGCGACUGAGCAUAAGUACAGACCUCACGUUGCCUCUGCAUUUGCUGAAGAAAUGGGAAAAUCAGACCGGCUGGAGAACUUUGGAGCAGAGUAUCAAGGACAAUGUCAGACUGCUCGGGGAGAACGUGAAGUACUCAGCUUGA